Messenger RNA from Didymodactylos carnosus, 1530 nucleotides. The record is from the annotation of a GenBank genome assembly. NCBI's taxonomy places the organism in Eukaryota, Metazoa, Rotifera, Eurotatoria, Philodinida, Philodinidae.
AUGUUUAUCUCUUUAUCAUCAGCGUCAAACACUACAUCCACAAUUGGAAUAUGGUCUUCAGUAUCGGGAUGUACAAUUAAACGAAAUAGAGGUGAUAGUGGAAAUAUACAACAUCAACGAAUAAAUUCAAUUAGUUUAGUAUGUAAUCGUACGGGAAGUUAUAUUUUGGUUAGAAAUAUAACAUUUGGUGUUCAUUCAUUACCCGUAACUUCGAAAAGAGAACAAUGUUUAUUUAAAAAAGGCGAUUGUAUAAUACGAACAACGCAUAUCGGAACAGAAUGUAAUGGAUUACAACAAUGUGAUUUAGAUCUUGAUCCGCAAUAUCUUCAUACAUGCAGCCAAUAUAGCGAUUAUGUUGUAUUAGAUUAUGCCUGUUUGGACGGUCCUAGUAUGUCUAUAUGUGACAAUAAUCAACUAUCAAGUGCAAAUCAUAUCUAUUUAACUAGUCCCAGUUAUCCACAAGAAUAUAAUAAUUCAUUAAACUGUUCCUGUGAUAUUGAAAUUAAUGAGAAUAAGAAAAAAACGGGUUUAACAAUUGGAUUUUUAGAUUUUUUUCUUGAAGAACGUGACGAAUCCGGUUUAUGUACGCGCGAUUCGUUGACUCUUAAUAAUCGUUCACUAUGUGGAAACAUUAACGAUUUAACAACACCAAAUGAUCAAGAUGCAUUCACACCACCAAUGUCACAAAUAUUUGAUACAAUGUAAGUAUCAGUCUUAUCUUCUUAUAUUCUCAUAUUCAUAAAAUUUUUGGCAAAAAACGAGACCUGCAUCUUCAAACAUUUUUACAAGCACAACUUUCCAUAUUUCCAUUUCUUUUUAUUUAAUAAAUUUAAUGAUGCUAGUUAUGAAUUUUAUAUACAUUCCGCCUAGUAAGUCUUCCUUGAAUUGACUUCAGAAAUCAAGUUUUUCCAGGCACUUAAAAAACAUUUUUUGACAGAGCCAUUUUGUAGAGUACAUACAAGUUUAUAUCGCCAACAGAACGAGUAUUCAUAGAGUUACGAAACUCUCUAGUUCAAAAAAUUAGUUACAACAUUAAUAAUGCGUACAUUUUCUUAUCAUUCUGUCAAUACUCGUUUUGUUGGUGAUAUAAACGUAUGUACUCGAUGUGCUCUACAAACUGACAUUGCCAGAAAAUGGUUUUUAAGUGCCUGGAAAAACUUGAUUUCUGAAGUCAAUUCAAGGAAGACUUACUAGGCGGAAUGUAUAUCAAAUUCAUAACUGUUAUCCAUCCCAAAAUACAAGACCCGUGGGCAUUUUUUGAAUAACUUUUGAUAGAAAUGAGAUAGAGACCUGCGAUUUUCGCUAUUCAAUAGCCAAGACUUUUUAGAGCAGAACUUUUCACAAGCGGAAGCAACUUUUGAAAAAUUUCCAGAGAUCGGGUUUUCAGAGAAUCUUUGGAAAACCAGCUCCGUUCUCAGAAAACUAACAUACAAUGUUAGCAAUUUUUUUGCAUGCGUAGAUAGUUCGGACGUUACUCUACAAAAUUAUGCAAGUCGCGACUCUCUAGCUAUCGUCAUUCGAGCAGGGCUC